Aspergillus sclerotioniger CBS 115572 is the source of this 1190-nucleotide messenger RNA. RefSeq lists its product as uncharacterized. The transcript has 3 exons. Lineage: Eukaryota; Fungi; Ascomycota; Eurotiomycetes; Eurotiales; Aspergillaceae. Gene Ontology annotation, cellular component: mitochondrion. Bases 201 to 1037 code for a protein of 278 amino acids. Gene Ontology annotation, biological process: mitochondrial respiratory chain complex III assembly. The record is from RefSeq and is a predicted model, not a curated record.
AAUCAUCAAUAAAACCUCUACCAAGAGAAUACGCGGGAAGAGUUCAUCUGACUCAAGCGAGCACCAAAAGCACACACGAUUAAGUAGCAGAUACACAAUCCAGGUUUCUAACGAUGCAUUCCGCUUGUCCGAAGAAUCUGUCGCUCCGGGCGUUCUAUAAUUUGCAAUGCUUGAGACCCCAGGUACAUGCAACCAGCCAAAUGCUCUUGCCAUCAACUUGCUCCCCAGCUCCUUCAGUCCCUCACCAACACACUAGUCGGCAGCAACACUCGCUAGCCUCGUGCUUCGCUCUUCGUUCACAAAGUCGUCGCAAUUCUUCGCAGCUGGCUCGAGCGAUUGCGCCGCGCCCAGGUACUACGGCAGAGACCUAUGUCGCGUACGGAAUGACUCAGAAGCUCUUUGAGGCAUGUUCCAACCAAGCAGACUACAAAAUACCUCAAUUGUCUCAGAAGGGGGCACAGGUGCCUAAGACUAGCGCCGGAGAAGACUUGGGAGUAGGCGAAGGGUGGUGGUAUGAAGAAUUGGGCCUCGUUCCUACCUUUUCUACCUGGUCGCAGGUUACCUUUCUGCACAUGUACCUAUUGACGGUCCGACUGCGCGCAUUGCCAUCGCAUGAGAGCCUUCAAACCUACUCUCGACACCUGAUUGAUCAUUUCUCACAUAAUGCGGAACACCGCAUGGAUGUACUUCACGGCUUGUCAAGCCGUGGCAUUCGGAAUAAGUUCCUUAAGGACCUUUUCAUUCAAUGGCGCGGUGUUCUAGCGGCAUACGAUGAAGGCCUCAUCAAAGGAGAUGCUGUGUUGGGAGCUGCUGUUUGGAGAAACUUAUGGAAGGCGAACCACACUGCUCCCGACGGUAAUGAAUUGGACUGGUCGAAGAUAGCUCAGGUCGUCGCAUAUAUGCGAAGAGUGCUCUCUGAACUCUCUCAGGUGCCUGAAGCGGACUUGGUCUUUCAAUUAGAGCGCCAGAAGGGUGGAAGCCCGGGGAUUUUCUCCUAUUCCGAUGUUGACCAAAAAGUGGUCAUUAGCCAGCGGUGAUACUACGAUUAAGCGGCUCAUUCUCAGUGGUUUUUUACCCGCCCGUUGUUUCGCAUUCUAUAGUGUAUCAUAUCCUUCUGUCAUUAACAUACUUGGUUGACCAUUUUUGCAUACUUCGCUACCACUUCGAGGGCUAAUGAGCGUAGACGACCC